CGAGAUUAUAACAUUUGUCAUACCUUUCUCAAAGAUAGAAUUUCACUGAGUAUCUCCACUUUCAAUUCUAGAUCAGGAACUGAGAACAUAUCUAAAUUUUCUAGUUUUAUAGAAGACUUUUAUCCACAAGAAUCAAGAUCUUCCCUCUCUGAACAGGAAUCCUUUGUGCUUUGAAGACUUUAGAUUCCUCUCUGAGGUAGACGUGCACUUACAAUUAUUUGAUGGGGUGGAUUCGUGGUCGGAGGCCUCGACACAGCUUAGAGAUGAGUGAAUUUCAUAAUUACAAGUUGGGUCUAGCAAAGAGUGAUUUUUCAACACGAUGCCAAAAGCAAAGAUGUCCAGUAAUCAAAAGCAAAUGUAGAGAAAACGCAUCUCCACUUUUUUUCUGCUGUUUCAUUGCUGUAGCUAUGGGAAUCCGUUUCAUUAUUAUGGUAACAAUAUGGAGUGCCGUAUUCUUAAAUUCAUUAUUCAACCAAGAAGUUCAAAUUCCCUUGACUGAAAGUUACUGUGGCCCAUGUCCUAAAAACUGGAUAUGUUAUAAAAAUAACUGCUACCAGUUUUUUAAUGAGAGUAAAAACUGGCAUGAGAGCCAGGCUUCAUGUAUGUCUCAAAAUGCCAGCCUUCUGAAAGUAUACAGCAAAGAGGACCAGGAUUUACUUAAACUGGUGAAGUCAUAUCACUGGAUGGGAUUAGUACACAUUCCAACAAAUGGAUCUUGGCAGUGGGAAGAUGGCUCCAUUCUCUCACCCAACCUACUAACAAUAAUUGAGAUGCAGAAGGGAGACUGUGCACUCUAUGCCUCAAGCUUUAAAGGCUACAUAGAAAACUGUUCAACUCCAAAUACAUACAUCUGCAUGCAGAGGACUGUGUAAAGAUGAUCAACCAUCUCAAUAAAAGCCGGGAACAGAGAAGGGAUUACACCAGCGGAAACACUGCCAACUGAGACUAAAGGAAACAAACAAAACAGGACAAAAUUACCAACAACUGUCAGAUUUCUUAGAGUCCACAGGACCAGACCAUAGAACAAUUUCACUGCAAACAUGCAUGAUUCUCCAGGACAAAGGAAGAGAGAUCCCAAAGGCAAUUCAGAUAUCCCCAAGGCUGCCUCUCCCACCGUAAGCCCAGAGUGGAUGGGCUGGGGGAGGGGUGCUGUUUGAAUUUCUAAAGGUAGGACCAACGCCCAGGGGAUCAGUGAAGGGCGAGAAGCCCAGCAGAUCCCUGAGAGUGCAACCCCCACCUCCACAGGAAACUGCCUCAUAGGCAGGGCCAUAGCAGAGGGACACAGCAUGGGCAGUGCCUUCCCUGCCUCUGGGGGGUCAUGCUGCCACUUUUAAUGGGUCCUCUACCGCCCCCAGCCACUCUGGGUUGGAUUAGUGGUCCGUCCCUGGGAGGUGAUCAAGCUCCCCUUUGUCCCUAUGGCACAGGCUUUCCUGCCUUGGGCCUUUACUCCUUACCGCAGUUCCUGAAGUGCUGGUAUUGUCCUGCAGCCCCGUCCCGUUGCACUGCCAGGCAGGGUGCCAGCACAUGGGGAGAGCCGGUCUCCAUCCGGGUGAAGCUCACCUGCAGCACACCUUGCAUGCCGGGUCUCCCCUGGCCCUGGGGCUCUAGUACCGCAGGCAAAGGGGACAGUAAAUCUGUCAUCUCCAAUCCCGGGUGAGCCCCCAGAAAUGUAGUGCGAUAGAUAAGAAAUCAGAAAGACCCAGGGGUUGAGGAGGAUAUUUAUUAUUUAGGUGCACUGGACCAGUCAGAUUAACAUCCAAAGGACUGAGCCCUGAACAAAGAGUCAAGUUACCUUUUAAGCAUUUCGUGGGUGGGAGAAGAUUUGUGCAGGGGGAAGCAUAUUACAGAAACAAGAAACAAAGACAGUUAUUCAAUUGAGACUUGCAUCACACCAUUUCUUACUUUUCAAGGAAAAGCAUGCUUUGCGACUUGAGUUUAUCUGUCUAGUGACCUUGCAGCUGCACAGCUAGAGAAACGGGUUUUCACAAUGCCUGGGAAAGGGAGAGAUAAGGCUACUAGCUACAGAAAAACAGGCAGUUAAUUUUAAAGGACUCCAACUCUUUUUCUUCCUCAGGGGGAAUUAGGUUUUCUUGCAUACAACUGAGUUUUUGCUUACACAUUCUUUAAUUUAUUUUGAUUCCUGUUCCAUGCCUACCACCUAUGCUGCUGUUUUCCCCUCUCCUUCCCGUUCCCCUAGGGGAAGGACCGCAGCAGUGGAGCUAUUCUUUCUUCCCCCAAGAAGAAAGGAAAGGGGGGUUCUGAAUAUUUUUCUUACUACCAGAGGUUUGUGUGAGGUUCAACCCCCACCCCCACACAUGGGGAUUCCUCACCUCUUUCUGAGGUUCAACACCCGCCAUGGGGAUUCCUCACCUAUUUUUAACCUCCAAGACAUCCUGACUAAGGAAUACUUCACCACCCCCGCGGUUUCUCUCCUUGGUAUGUCCUAACUAAGGAAUGCUUUACUGUCCUGCGGCAUUUUCUAUUUUUUUUUUUUUUUUUUUUUUUUUUUACCCCCAAUCACUGAGGCAAUACUUUACUGGCUCCCGCAGCUGCUUCUUUCUUGGUCUGUGCACAGUCAUCACCGCAGUAUGUAAGGAUCCUUUAAGCUAGAUUGCUGGCCAGUUUCUUUCUUUCUUUUCUUUUCUUUUCUUUUUUUUCCUCUCUGUGUUGCUGAGAGUCCGGGUUUAUUCUUCACACCAGGUGGGUCUCAAUUUCUCAUACCUGAGGGCCCCUUCAAUGAGGUAGGGGAGCGCAUUCCCUCAUCAGAGAGGACUGGAGACCACCCCUGGAAGAGAAUGUAUUCCCAUACGGUUUGCCUCCAAAUUGUUUGAAAUGCUUGUUUCCCAGUGCUAUAAACAGCACUUGAACAUAAGUUUAAUUUAUUUAGUAAGGCCAUUUUUUGUACUUCCUGCAGAAAGGGUACACACGCCAGCAGUUUUGCCACGAGUGUACACCGAACGAAGGAGACAGGGUCAUUUAUAACCUGUCGCAUCCACCCUACUGCUGUAACCGGUUUCCACUGGCUGGAACAGGACCUCGCAUUCUGUAUUUGUCCCGAUUGGCUAGCAACUUAGAACUUUUUAAAAGUGGCAAAGGUGGAGGAGAACAAAGGAAGGAGGAAGUAACUUGUGGAAUGCUGAGAAAGGUAAAAACACUUUUAAAUAAGGAAGAGGAACAGGCUAUGACCUAACGCUUGCUUGGACCAGUAUAAGCACACCAGGACAAAUAUUUAGGAGCACAGGUCUUUGAAUAAAUUUUGCUUCUAAGAAAAGUUACUAUUUAUUCCUAAUUAGAUAGGGAAGAAAGUCUUUGAAGAGCAACCUCUACUUUACUUUUUACAGAAUAAAUGCAGGCGAAAAGAACACAAACUUGGCCAGGGGCAGAAUGUUAUGGACAGAAUGUUUCUGUUCCCCUAAAAUUCAUAUUUGAAAUCCUAACUCCCAAUGGUAUGGUAUUAGGAGGGGGCCUUUGGGAGGUAAUUUAGGUGUGAAAGUUGAUUAUAAGAAUUGAGUAAUUCUGUUUUUAUGUCUACUUCUUCUUUGUCUAGCAUCAGGAUUGCAAUCCCUUUCUUAUUGCUAACAAUUUGUCUUGUAAAUCUUUGUUCAUUAUUUUACUGUGGUAUACUAUUACCUCUCACAGUUCAACUCCUGUUGCAUACCAACUUUAUUAUUUUCUUUUUGGCGUUUGUGUUCUUGUUUUUAUGAUUGUGUUAGAAUUUCUAAUUCAAUUUGCGGCAUUUACUACAUUUUUCAUCUGCUUAGUGAUUGUUUCCUUUUUUGAGUGAGUGACUUUUCAUAAGAAAAAUAUUUUAUUUACAUGAUUUGAACUUUUGAGGUUUCAUAUAAAUAUGGUUUGAUUUUUCCUAUUCCUGUUUCGUGGACAAGGAUCCUAGUUAGAGAGCUCCCUCUUCUGUCAGUUCUGUCCUAUUCAGCAUAGCAUCUUCUACGGGUGGUGGUGAUGAUGGGAGUAGGAAGGGCAAAUGAUAGUCAUGUCUUUUUUCUCUUUCCUUUCUGCAGGAUUCUUAAGUUCCUCAAAUUACUUAUUUACUUUGAUAGUCACAUUUGUAAGAAGUGUCACCCCUUCUUUAUUUUCCACUUCUCUCCCAGAAACCAUUGCUUUCCUUUCCAAGUUUCCCACUUCUGGUCUUGCAUUUCAAGCCUUUUCCCAAUACGGUGAACUACCAAGUCCCAAAUUGUGUUAAGUACUCUGACAUUUAUUGUUGAAGUUUUAUCUUUCAGGGUUUAUUGCAUCUGUGAUUCAUUUAUGUCCUCUAGUCUUCUCUUCUGAGUAUGUUGAAGACUGAUCUCCCUACCCUCCACCGCAGGUGUUCAGAGGUAGGCAGGAGCAAGUGUUCUUCUGCAAUUAUUUUUCUCUAUUUAUAGGUAAUUUGAAGGUUGUGGUACUCUAUGUCUCCUAGAGAUGUUGAAAGAGUAAGGUAUUAUGUGGUUUUAUUUGCUUUUCUUAUUGAUUUUAUGAGUUUGGGGGAGAGAUGGGAGAUAUUUGGGAUUAGGCAACCGUCUCUGCAAUGUGAGAAACUGAGAAUUUACUACUGUUAUUUGUUAAAGUGCCCUUUCUCUUAAAUCCUUACUCUGAAAUCUAUUUCAUACUUCAAACCAGUUGAAGGCUGUAUGGAAGACUUAUUAUAAGCUCUCAAUAAAUAAGAAUUCUAAAGUGUUAACCUCAGGUGACUAUGUUCUUAAUGUACAUGUGUACUUUCUUGUAGCCUGUCUAUGUAAUUUAUUUAGUGUUUUAACAAACAGCUGUCACCUAUGUUGGCUGAAAAUAAUGCAAGUCUAACCAUUUUCAUGUUGGAGCAAUUAAAACCAUGCAUGCAAAAAUAUUACAUUGGAUUUUACAAUAUAUGUGCAUCAUAGCUAGAAACACUUCUAAGAAUCGAGAAAACCUCAGUUAGUGAGUAGAAAAUAUCAGAAAGCCUACUUAGCACUAUAUGGGAUUGUGUUGUCAUAGCUCCUACAGGAUGUUUGAUGGCAUUGUGUACAGUAGUAUUUGUUCUCUCCGUCAUGAGAUAACUCCAGCCACAAUUUUUUCCAUUUAUGCAUGGUAAUGUUUUGUCUGUUUAAGAUGCAAUUACAUUUCAUUGUAUUGUAUUCCAAUUUAGAAAUACAGCAAAUGUUUAUAUAUAUAUAUUAAAUUUAAAAUAUAUACAUAUACGUACACAUAAAUUAUAAAUAUGUAUCUUAUUUUUAUAUAUGUAAAUUAUUUAAAACAUGGUGGAGUAAAAUUAGCAAGAUGACAGAGUGGGAAGCCCUGAUCUCUUCUCUCUCUACAAACACGCCAAUUCAACUAAAAAUUCAUAGACAAAUUUUCUUUGUGAGAAUUAAGAAGCCAGUUGAGAUUCUCCAAUGCUGUUGGUGAAAUUACUCAUGUUGAAGCUUUAGGAAAAUCUAAGGCACACUUCUUCCCUAAUUCUUACCCCCAGCACAGUGCCAAAAAAGCAGGAAAAAACUCCCUAGCUCCAAGCUUUGCUCUUGGUUAAUAAAUGAUGGAUGGCAUGUCCAAUUCCCCAAUUUUUCCAGGGGCUACUCCUAAGAUUGGCUUCUCUCUAGCCUGUCUCAGUGUACUGAUAGAACCAAGCAUAGCCUGGCUGCCCGGGACCAGCAAGAACAUAGGUGGUGGGGUGAGCUGGCAGUUUCAUAGCACUGUAGUUCCUCUCCUUGGAUCAACAUGAGUGAGUGGACCAAAGCCUUCAGCUCUCAGCUUCUCCUUGGGGGAAAAAGUUGAACUAAACAUCUGAUAAUCCGUAUUUUCUGGAGAUUGCCUGAAGAGCUAGCUCUGUUUAUCUCAGAGCACUCAGAGGACCUGGGAUAUUCUAGGUGCCUGGGAUCUACUAAGAAAAAAAGAAAACCAGUUGGACUAGCAUGUAGGUUGAAGAAGACUGCAAAAAUCCCUUGCCGAAUAAUAACUAAAAGACAACAAAAAAUGCCUUUACUGAUAUUAUAAAAAAA
This is a messenger RNA of Piliocolobus tephrosceles (Ugandan red Colobus), 5966 nucleotides long. RefSeq names its product killer cell lectin like receptor K1 (gene KLRK1). Gene Ontology annotation, biological process: positive regulation of natural killer cell mediated cytotoxicity. Gene Ontology annotation, molecular function: signaling receptor activity. Bases 222 to 872 code for a protein of 216 amino acids. The transcript has 8 exons. The record is from RefSeq and is a predicted model, not a curated record. Gene Ontology annotation, cellular component: external side of plasma membrane. NCBI's taxonomy places the organism in Eukaryota, Metazoa, Chordata, Mammalia, Primates, Cercopithecidae.